CAGAUGAGAAUCAAUGCUUUAGCUUAAAACCCCGUACCUCCUGCUGGCCUAGUGGACGAAACGACGAGUGCCGCGAUGGUUUGCACGAAUGCUCUAUUAGUCGCGAUGGGAUAUCGUUUAGGUUUCUUCAAUAACAUUCCUGCCGGAAUGACUCGAGCCACAAUGAUUCGAAAUCGGAAAGGUCAAAUUGCUCUAGAGCUUCACCGCGGCCGACUGGCCAUCGCUCCAACUCCGCAAUUUGUGCCACCAACGUGGCCUAGACAAAGUGACGAGUACCGAUACACAAGCGGAUCUACCCCGUUCAAAAAGCUCACUUCUCGAAACUGUGAUCAAGGGGUCGUAGAAGAGCUUUCGCGCAGAGACCGCGCUAGAUGGUAUCGAGGCGUGCCACCAAAAAUUGAUUUUGAUGGAAGACCUACCAAAGCUGCCCUCAUCGCCUAUGGUACUGCUCAAGGAUAUGCUCGGAUACCACCUAUGUCAUGGGGCGCGCUGCGCAAUUGGUUUGAAAGAGCAGAUUAUAUGACUAGAACGGAUGCUAAUGGUGCCCCAGCUACCAAUCCUCCGUCUUAUUGAUGAAUCUUUACGAUUUUGUUGCUUUUAGACUUGUGUUCCUUUUAUUUGCUACUAUUUCCUAUUUCUUAUUUAUCAAGAUGGUGCUUGCAGGUUAUCUGUUUCAUGUACAAUAUUCAGCAUGUUGAUAGAU
Molecule: messenger RNA, 703 nt
Organism: Sclerotinia trifoliorum
Lineage: Eukaryota; Fungi; Ascomycota; Leotiomycetes; Helotiales; Sclerotiniaceae
Source: the annotation of a GenBank genome assembly